Molecule: messenger RNA, 728 nt
Organism: Suillus subaureus
Lineage: Eukaryota; Fungi; Basidiomycota; Agaricomycetes; Boletales; Suillaceae
Exons: 4
Coding region: 109-504 (131 amino acids)
Source: RefSeq, a predicted model, not a curated record
CAUGAAUCAACUUCAGUACAUUUGAUUUUCCACCCCACGGAUCCCAUCACUCUCCUAAAAACUUUCAGGACCAAGCCAGAGCUAAGUGCGAAAGUUACUUGAUAUCGAAUGCGAUCUAGUUGGUGGUCGAUGGGCUUUCUAUGGUGUGGAUUUGCCAACCCAGACCACCGUGUUAUCCUUUCAAGCCUGCUUCUUGUUGAAGUGUGGUAUGCUAUCCUAUCCCUUCUUUCCAAGGUACCGAUUUUAUGCUUUCUUGUGAGGAGCACAAGUCUCGUGGACCCUGUUCUGGACUCUGAGCGCGACUCGAUGAUCUACUUUCUUCAACUCUCUCAUGACCACCGACCAACACAUUUUAUUAUUAAUACUAUGCACCAUAAUUCCCCUGAAAGUUCUGCAAACGUCCGGUGUAAGGACCACACAUUCCUGAUACCAAUAUGCACUCUGAGAAACGUGUUAACGUUUAUGGCGAUUGAUUCAUGUCGUCUUCUACCGUCGUCAAUCUGAUUGCUUUGAUAUGGUACACGUGUGCGAAACUCGUUACAAAACAUGAUAUAUCCAUACAUACAAUGCGAAUCGGCGAUUUGUCCGUUGGAACAGUAACAGUGCAGGAAACAGAAAAAAAGGUAGGUAGCUAAUGCGUUGGGUAAGAAGAGAGAGAUGAUGCCUCUUAAUUCAAGGUCGGCUCCUCUGCAUCAGGCGCAAAGCGAAGUCGCGCAAGGAGUAUGGUA